This is a messenger RNA of Melampsora larici-populina 98AG31, 687 nucleotides long. RefSeq lists its product as uncharacterized. NCBI's taxonomy places the organism in Eukaryota, Fungi, Basidiomycota, Pucciniomycetes, Pucciniales, Melampsoraceae. The transcript has a single exon. The record is from RefSeq and is a predicted model, not a curated record. Bases 1 to 687 code for a protein of 228 amino acids.
AUGACUCAUACUAAUCUCCCUAGUAGCUCUGGUCGCGUUGAUUCUUUGUCUCAAAUACCUCUCUCUCCGAUUUCAGAGGUAUCCUCUAAUUCUCUCUACAUCGAUUUCAUCCAAAUUCCUUCCAAUUCUGCUUCUGGAGACCUCAACUAUAACGAUGUUCUCCAGAGCACUCCUAUCUCUCCUGAACAUACUCCUCUAGAACUUGAUCAAACGUUUAUUCAACGUUCUCGAAAACGCCAAGCUGUCUUAUUAGAACAUGGUCAUCCUUCUAAUACUUCUGUUCCUUCUGCUCUUUCUCUUCCUUCUGCUCUUUCUGCUCCUUCUCUUCCUUCUGCUUCUUCCGCUCCUUCUGCUUCAUCUCCUGUUAAAAGAAGAGGUAAUGCAGUCCCGAUUGGGAAUCGCAACGCUAUCUUUGUGGAAAACGGACUUCCUUCGGUUGUUUGUGGUUCAUCUCCCACUCGACGAAGACGUAAUGCGGUGAUCUUUGAAAACGGUUACAUUCCUACUCAUCAUCAACAUUUCAUUCAACCCACUCAAAGUUCUCAACCUAAAGACUCUGAUUUCUCUGCUUCUCAAAUCGCUCAAGCUUUACUGAACUUUAGAGAUCAAGAGCUGGUGCUUGCUGAUGAAAGUUCCGAAUGGGACUUGAGUGCUUUUCAUUCUGAUGAAGAUGUUGAUCUUAUUUAA